Messenger RNA from Symbiodinium sp. CCMP2456, 722 nucleotides. NCBI's taxonomy places the organism in Eukaryota, Dinophyceae, Suessiales, Symbiodiniaceae. The record is from the annotation of a GenBank genome assembly.
AUGCCUGUCAAUCAGAACGUAGCGAUUCUGCAGCAAAUGCCGGUCAAUCAGAACAUAGCGAUUCUGCAGCAAGUGCCGGUCGGAAGUCAGAUGAGCAGCAACUUCUUCCCUACAGAGCCGCUGAACAGCUACAAUUCUGGAGACACAUCCUGCUGGAACUUUGCUGGUAUCACUACGAAAGCUACCUGGUCACCAGCUCCGGAAUACCAGCACACCCAGUACGCUGAGGAAGUUCUACCGAUCACCUGCUCUCGACUCCCGCAACAGGCUGCAGAAAUUCUGCAGAUGCAGUUCGAGACAUUACGCAGCAGGAUGCAGAGGGACCUUCUCAGGAACGAUGCUCGCUGGAUUCUCUCCACCGGAUCCCAAUACGGUCCCACCAGACAGCACAUACUGCAGGUUCUAUGCAGGCUCGUCUACAAGUGGCUGCUGGCAACAUUCGAAGAUCCCCCCCUCGCCAAAGCCCUGGCCCGUAUCUUCUACGACCUGGGCGCAAGCUUAUGGUAUCACCAAACGCUGCACUACCUUCUGCCAAUCCUUGCGGACGAGGAUGUGGCACCCUUGCAGCAGUGGCACGCGGACUAUUGUGAUCAACAAAGACUUCAGCACCGCAUACUACAUGGUUCUCAAGGUGAACAGGCGGACGACACCACAGAAGCCGCGGAGGGAACAGCAGCAGCGCCAAGGGCGGUCUGCGAGGACUUCUCCCCAGAUGCUGGAUC